AUGGAGGAACGAGAGCAAGACGACCGUCUCAGCGAGGCAUUUUGGCGAGCGGAUGAAGGUUCUGUGGAGACACCUCGACAACAAGUACGCAGACUGAGUGGAAUACAGGCGGAACGACGCACUUUGCGAGCCAAGAUGAGGGAUUCGGAGAAGGAAGGCAUUGGUAGACGGGCUCGACGAUGGCGUCGAGAUUCAAUCGGGGAGGAUGUCGCGAGUGAGAAUGGUGGCAACCGUCAUGGGAACGGUUCCCGCUCCCCGUCUGGAGUGACCUACGUCCAGCCACUUGAAGCCGCACGGCAAGAGGAUGAGCGGCCGUCGGGUCGCCUGAAUCAGCUCUGA
Messenger RNA from Phytophthora infestans T30-4, 339 nucleotides. RefSeq lists its product as uncharacterized. The record is from RefSeq and is a predicted model, not a curated record. NCBI's taxonomy places the organism in Eukaryota, Oomycota, Peronosporomycetes, Peronosporales, Peronosporaceae. The transcript has a single exon. The coding region runs from base 1 to 339 and encodes 112 amino acids.